This is a messenger RNA of Otolemur garnettii (small-eared galago), 7781 nucleotides long. RefSeq names its product multiple PDZ domain crumbs cell polarity complex component (gene MPDZ). The transcript has 49 exons. Lineage: Eukaryota; Metazoa; Chordata; Mammalia; Primates; Galagidae. Gene Ontology annotation, molecular function: protein binding. Bases 212 to 6502 code for a protein of 2096 amino acids. The record is from RefSeq and is a predicted model, not a curated record.
UUACCUCAAACAUGUCUACCUUCAUGAAAUUAAAAUUCUAUUUCCUUUUUUCUAGAGGCACAUCAAGAAAGGAGUCUCUAAAAGGGGAUUCUGACAACUGGCUAACAAGGAAGGUGACUCUGAGUUAAUGAAUCUGUGUGCUUGGCUACUUGAGUUACUUCAAUUUCUAUUUUAAGUCACUGUAGAGAAGAACAUUGAAUUUUGAAAAAAAAUGUUGGAAACCAUUGACAAAAAUCGGGCCCUGCAGGCAGCAGAGCGAUUGCAAACCAAGCUGCGAGAACGUGGGGAUGUAGCAAAUGAAGACAAACUGAGCCUUCUGAAGUCAGUCCUGCAGAGCCCUCUCUUCAGUCAGAUUCUGAACCUUCAGACUUCUGUACAGCAGCUGAAAGACCAGGUAAACAGUGCAACUUCGGGAACUUCCAAUAUUGAAUAUGCCCACCUUUCUCAUCUCAGCCCAGCUGUAAUUCCUGCGCUGCAAAGUGAAUCAUUUUUAUUAUCAUCCAAUAAUGGGAAUCUGGAAGCACUUACAGGGUCUGGCACUCCACAUGUCAAUGGGAAACCUGCUUGUGAUGAAUUUGAUCAGCUGAUCAAAAAUAUGGCCCAGGGUCGCCACGUAGAGGUUUUUGAGCUCCUCAAACCUCCAUGUGGAGGCCUUGGGUUUAGUGUUGUGGGAUUAAGGAGUGAAAACAGAGGAGAGCUCGGAAUAUUUGUGCAAGAGAUACAAGAGGGCAGUGUGGCUCACAGAGAUGGAAGAUUGAAGGAAACUGAUCAGAUCCUUGCUAUCAAUGGACAGGCACUUGAUCAGACGAUUACACAUCAGCAGGCUAUCAGCAUCCUGCAGAAGGCCAAAGACACUGUCCAGAUAGUUAUUGCCAGAGGCUCGUUGCCUCAGUUCGUCAGCCCCAUAGUUUCCCGUUCUCCAUCGGCGGCCAGCACGAUCUCAGCUCACUCUAAUCCCGUUCACUGGCAGCAUGUGGAAACCAUUGAAUUAGUCAAUGAUGGAUCUGGUCUGGGAUUUGGCAUCAUAGGAGGAAAAGCAACUGGUGUGAUAGUGAAAACCAUUCUGCCGGGAGGAGUCGCUGAUCAGCACGGGCGAUUAUGCAGUGGAGACCACAUUCUAAAGAUUGGUGACACAGAUCUAGCAGGAAUGAGCAGUGAGCAAGUAGCACAGGUCCUUAGGCAAUGUGGAAAUAGAGUUAAACUGAUGAUUGCAAGAGGCGCCAUAGAAGAACAUGCAGCACCCAACUCUUUGGGCAUUACCUGCUCCUCAUCCCCAUCUUCCACACCAGAGAUGCGGGUUGACGCUUCUACUCAGAAAAGUGAAGAAAGUGAGACAUUUGAUGUAGAACUCACUAAAAAUGUCCAAGGAUUAGGAAUUACCAUUGCUGGUUAUAUUGGAGAUAAAAAAUUAGAACCUUCCGGAAUCUUUGUAAAGAGCAUUACAAAGAGCAGUGCUGUUGAACAUGAUGGAAGAAUUCAAAUUGGUGAUCAAAUUAUAGCAGUAGACGGCACAAACCUUCAGGGCUUUACUAAUCAACAGGCAGUAGAAGUUUUGCGACACACAGGGCAAACAGUGCGCCUGACACUAAUGAGGAGAGGAGCGAAGAAGGAGGCUGAGCCCACGUCUAAGGAGGACAUCGCGAAAGACUCAGAUUUACUUCUUGCUAAUGCCAUAACAGGCAAAGAAAAUUAUGAAAAAGAGGAAGAUACUUUAUCUUUGAGGAGAAACACCAAUAUUUUACCAAUUGAAGAAGAAGGGUAUCCACUGCUGUCAGCCGGAAUAGAAGACAUAGAGGAUGUGAAACAACAGGAAGCUGGCCUGCUGACGAAGUGGCAAAGGGUUAUGGGCAUUAACUAUGAAAUAGUGGUGGCCCGUGUGAACAAGUUUAGUGAGAACAGUGGGUUGGGGAUAAGUCUGGAAGCAACAGUGGGACACCAUUUUAUCCGGUCUGUUCUACCAGAAGGUCCUGUUGGACACAGUGGGAAGCUUUUCAGUGGAGAUGAGCUAUUGGAAGUGAAUGGCAUAACUUUGCUUGGGGAAAAUCACCAAGAUGUGGUGAAUAUCUUGAAAGAACUGCCCAUAGAAGUGACAAUGGUGUGUUGUCGUCGAACUGUGCCCCCCACCACCCACUCAGAACUGGAUAGCCUGGACUUAUGUGAUAUUGAGCUAACAGAAAAGCCUCAUGUAGAUCUAGGUGAAUUCAUCGGGUCCUCAGAGACAGAGGAUCCAGUGCUGGCAAUGACUGAUGUGGGGCAGAAUACCGAGGAGGUUCAAGAACCUUUGGCCAUGUGGGAGGCUGGCAUUCAGUACAUAGAGCUGGAGAAGGGAAGCAAAGGACUUGGUUUUAGCAUUUUAGAUUAUCAGGAUCCAGUUGAUCCAGCAAGCACUGUGAUUGUAAUUCGUUCUUUGGUGCCUGGAGGUGUUGCUGAAAAGGAUGGAAGACUUCUUCCUGGAGAUAGGCUCAUGUUUGUCAAUGACAUUAGCUUGGACAACAGCAGUCUUGAGGAAGCUGUAGAAGCCUUGAAGGGAGCACCCUCAGGAGCUGUGAGGAUAGGCGUUGCUAAGCCUUUGCCUCUUUCACCGGAAGAAGGUUAUGUUUCUGCUAAGGAGGAUUCCUUUCUGUACCAACUACCCUCACAGGAGGAUGCAGGGUUGGCGGACAAAGCCCUCUUCAGGGCUGACUUGGCUCUGGUGGACACAAAUGAUUCUGAGAUAGUAGAUGAUUCCACUUUUGAAUCUCAAUAUUCUCCUGAUAAUGACAGUAUCUACUCUACUCAAGCAUCUAUUUUAUCUCUUCAUGGUAGUGCUUGUAGUGAUGGCCUGAACUAUGGUCACUCCCUUCCAUCCUCUCCUCCCAAGCAGGAUGCCAUUGAAAAUUCUUCUGAUCCAGUACGUGAUCUGCAUAUGUCUUUGGAAGAAAUAUACACCCAGAAUCUCCUGCAAAGACAAGAUGAGAAUCUUCCUUCAGUAGACUUGAGCAUGAGGCCUGCUUCUGGCUUUACCAUAAAUGAUUACACACCUGCAGAUGCUCUCGAACAACAAUAUGGAUGUGAAAACACAAUAACAUGGACUGACGCUCAGCUACCAAGUGAAGGCAUAUCAAGUACAGAACUUACCUCUCCUCUGCGACCCGACUCAACUGGAAAGGGCUCUGAGUACUUAAUUGAACAGAGUUCCCUGGCCUCUACUGCUGAGGGUGUCAUGCUCCAAAAGGUAUCUAAAGAAUCUUUGGAGAGGACUAUUACUAUAGCAAAAGGCAAUUCUAGCCUAGGGAUGACAGUUAGUGCUAAUAAAGAUAGCUUGGGGAUGAUUGUUCGAAGCAUUAUUCACGGUGGUGCUAUUAGUCGAGAUGGCCGGAUUGCCGUUGGGGACUGCAUUUUGUCCAUUAAUGAAGAAUCUACCAUCAGUUUAACCAAUGCCCAGGCGCGAGCAAUGUUGAGAAGACAUUCACUCAUUGGGCCUGACAUAAAAAUUACCUAUGUGCCUGCCGAACACUUAGAAGAGUUCAAAAUAAGCUUGGACCAACAGUCUGGAGGAAUAAUGGCACUGGACAUUUUCUCUUCAUACGCUGGCAGAGACAUUCCAGAACUACCAGAGCGAGAAGAAGGAGAGGGAGAAGAAAGUGAACUUCAGAAUGCAGCAUACAGCAACUGGAAUCAGCCCAGGCGGGUUGAACUUUGGAGAGAACCAAGCAAAUCCCUGGGCAUCAGCAUUGUUGGUGGACGCGGGAUGGGGAGUCGUCUAAGCAGCGGUGAAGUGAUGAGGGGCAUUUUUAUCAAGCAUGUUCUUGAAGAUAGUCCAGCUGGCAAGAAUGGAACCUUGAAACCUGGCGAUAGAAUAGUAGAGGUGGAUGGAAUGGACCUCAGAGAUGCCAGCCAUGAGCAAGCUGUGGAAGCCAUUCGGAAUGCAGGAGACCCUGUAGUCUUUAUGGUACAGAGCAUUAUAAACAGACCAAGGAAAUCCCCUUUGCCUUCCUUGCCGCACAACCUUUACCCUAAGUACAACUUCAGCAGCACUAACCCAUUUGCUGACUCUCUACAGUUCAACGCUGACAAGGAAUUACAGAAUUCAAGUAGAAUUAUCUUCUAUUGUUCCCUGACUAACCCUUUUGCUCCCACACCCUUCAAGGCACCCAGUCAGUCAGACUCGGAGCCAGAGAAGGCUCCAUUGUGCAGUGCGCCCCCACCCCCUCCUCCAGCAUUUUCAGAAAUGGGCAGUGGCCAGGCACAGUCAUCCUCAAGCAGCAUCUCAGAAGAGGUGGAGAAAGAGGACGAGUUCGGUUACAGCUGGAAAAAUAUCCGAGAGCGUUAUGGAACCCUAACAGGUGAGCUACAUAUGAUUGAACUGGAGAAAGGCCGUAGUGGUUUGGGUCUAAGUCUCGCUGGGAACAAAGACCGAUCCAGGAUGAGUGUCUUUAUCGUGGGAAUUGAUCCAAAUGGAGCAGCAGGAAAGGAUGGGCGGUUGCAAAUUGCAGAUGAGCUUCUAGAGAUCAAUGGUCAGAUUUUAUAUGGAAGAAGUCAUCAGAAUGCUUCAUCGAUUAUUAAAUGUGCCCCUUCUAAAGUAAAAAUAAUUUUUAUCAGAAAUAAAGAUGCAGUAAGUCAAAUGGCUGUAUGUCCUGGAAAUACAGUAGAACCUUUGCCUUCUACCUCAGCGAAUCUUCCAAAUAAGGAGAUGGAACCAAGUUUCACUACUUCUGGCGCCGCGGUGGACCUCAGUUCAUUUAAAAAUGUACAACAUCUUGAGCUUCCCAAGGAUCAAGGGGGUUUGGGCAUUGCUAUCAGUGAAGAAGACACGCUCAGGGGAGUUGUCAUAAAGAGUCUGACAGAGCACGGCGUGGCUGCCAAGGAUGGACGCCUGAAAGUUGGAGAUCAGAUCUUGGCUGUAGAUGAUGAAAUUGUUGUUGGCUAUCCUGUUGAAAAGUUUAUUAGUCUAUUGAAGACAGCAAAGACGACAGUCAAACUUACCAUUCAUGCCGAGAACCCAGAUUCCCAUGCUGGUACUUCAGGGCCUGGUGCAGCCAAUGGAGAAAAAAAGAACAGCUCCCAGUCUCCAGUGGUCCCACAGUCCGCCUCCCCGGAACCAGAGACCAUCCGAAGUACAAGUAGAUCGUCCACACCAGCGAUCUUUGCUUCUGAUCCUGCAACCUGUCCCAUUAUCCCUGGCUGCGAAACAACCAUCGAGAUUUCCAAAGGGCGGACAGGGCUGGGCCUGAGCAUCGUGGGAGGGUCAGAUACGCUGCUGGGUGCUAUUAUUAUCCAUGAAGUGUAUGAAGAAGGAGCCGCAUGUAAAGAUGGAAGACUCUGGGCUGGAGAUCAGAUUUUGGAGGUGAAUGGAAUUGACUUGAGAAAGGCCACACAUGAUGAAGCCAUCAACGUCCUGAGACAGACACCACAGAGAGUGCGCCUGACCCUGUACAGAGACGAGGCCCCGUACAAAGAGGAGGAGAUGUGUGACACCCUUACCGUUGAGCUGCAGAAGAAGCCAGGAAAAGGCCUGGGAUUAAGCAUUGUUGGUAAAAGAAAUGAUACUGGAGUAUUUGUGUCGGACAUUGUCAAAGGAGGAAUAGCCGAUGCCGAUGGAAGACUGAUGCAGGGAGACCAGAUACUGAUGGUAAAUGGAGAAGAUGUCCGUAACGCCACCCAGGAAGCCGUGGCUGCGCUGCUAAAGUGUUCCCUAGGCACAGUGACCUUGGAAAUCGGAAGAAUCAAAGCCGGUCCAUUCCAUUCAGAGAGAAGGCCUUCUCAGAGCAGCCAGGUGAGUGAAGGCAGCCUGUCCUCUUUCACUUUUCCACUUUCUGGAUCGAGUACAACUGAGUCACUGGAAAGUAGCUCAAAGAAAAAUACAGUGGCAUCUGAAAUACAAGGAUUAAGAACAGUUGAAAUAAAAAAGGGGUCUACUGACUCAUUAGGAAUCAGCAUUGCCGGAGGAGUGGGCAGCCCACUUGGUGACGUUCCAAUAUUUAUUGCAAUGAUGCACCCAAAUGGAGUUGCAGCUCAGACCCAAAAACUCCGGGUUGGAGAUAGGAUUGUCACUAUCUGUGGCACGUCCACUGAGGGCAUGACCCACACGCAGGCAGUUAACCUACUGAAAAACGCAUCUGGCUCCAUUGAAAUGCAGGUGGUUGCUGGUGGAGAUGUGAGUGUGGUCACCGGCCAUCAGCAGGAGCCUGCCAGUUCUAGCCUUUCCUUCACUGGGCUGGCGUCAAGCAGUAUAUUUCAGGAUGACUUAGGACCUCCUCAGUGUAAGUCCAUUACGCUAGACCGAGGACCAGAUGGCUUAGGCUUCAGUAUAGUAGGGGGAUAUGGCAGCCCUCAUGGAGACUUACCCAUUUAUGUUAAAACAGUGUUUGCAAAGGGAGCAGCGUCUGAAGACGGGCGUCUGAAAAGGGGCGAUCAGAUCAUUGCUGUCAAUGGGCAGAGUCUAGAAGGGGUAACCCACGAAGAAGCUGUUGCCAUCCUUAAGCGGACAAAAGGCACUGUCACUCUGAUGGUUCUCUCCUGAAUCAGCUGCCAGAACUGAGCCAGCGUAACACCUCUCACUUACUGUUCUAAAGACCAUGGACGUAGACUUGUGGGUGACUGUUUCCCGAGCUGUGGUCACUGGGAAUCUUCAAAACUGUAGGAUAAAAAUAACAUUGAAGUUUCUUUUUCUCAUGUGGAAAUGGUUUUCUUACUGACAACUGAACAUUAUUUUUCUUUUCCCCUUGCAUUCUGUGAACUCAAACUCAAACAAAGACAAUGGAUAUUUGCAUAGGUAAAUCUGUUUUUUCUUUGUGACAAUAUCUAAUAUUUUCUAGUCACAUGGGCAAAAAUUAUUAUGUGCUCUGUUGGUUAGUAGAAAGAAAAAUAAUUCUAAAGCUAAUCAAAGACAAACGUGUUCAAUAAAUUAGCACGUGUAAUGAAAAUACAAGAUCAAGAAGAAAACCUCAGAGUUUUAUAAAAAUGCCUCCAUUUGGCAAUCUAAUUCCUCUCCCCACACCAAACUAAAAAAGAAAAAAGAACUUUUUUCUAUUAAAAAUCUUAAAUACUCUUAGUAUUUAAAAAUUUUGGACAGAGUAUUAUUAAAAUUUGCAUCUCCCCCUCUCUGAUAUGCACAUGUAUCUUUCCUGCUAAAAUUGGUUUCUGUGAUUGUGUAAAUAGGAACUGUAAGAAGCCAUGCCCCUAAAUUUUGUAAAGAAAUCAUAAUUCUUGCAUAUCUCAAUGCUCUUUUUUCAGUUUUUGACUUGCUAUAAAAUAUUCCCAUGUUGCUGUGAGAGAAACUGUGAUGCUACCCCAUGUUGACUGUGGUGUUUCUAGAGAGCAGCUGUGCUAAUCAUGGAGGAACAUGGAGGGUCCCAGCGUCUUUUAGAGCUGGUUUUAACCACUGAUGCAACACUAAAAACGUGUGAGUGUGCUGUGCAAUCGGUUUUCAAUCACUAUUAAUCUUACUGACAGAAAAAGCAAUGUGUUCGUGAUUAUUUUGGUUGUAUGCCACUAGUAAAUUGAUGGAAAAAUUAAGGGGAUUAACAUAACUUCAUUUCAUUGCCUUAUAUUAACAUCUUAUAAUACAAUAGCUUAAGAACUAAGGGAAACAGAUGGAGCUGUUUAUUGAGACAACUGGUGAGGAAUUAUCAUGUGUUCAUUCCCAUUUUAGAGCGUGAAACUCCUACAUUAGAAUAUAUAAAGUCACUUUAAAUAUUAUCUAUAUUUGUAACAGAAGUAGUGUACAGAUAUUUUAUUACAGCAUUCUUGUGUAAAUGCAGAAUUAAAGUGAAUAAACAAGAAGUGUCAGUGGUACACAA